CUGGAGGGGACAUGCCGGCAGUCGGAGACGCCGCGCCGCCGCGACCACACACUUGACCGGUUAAAAAAAACAACCCGCAAAACAUGAGCAGUUUCUGAAUCGCGAACUUUUUGGUGGUUCUUAAAAAGUGGUAUAAACUUUUUGGUGACAAUGAAUGAGACGACGACAGAAGCGGUGUUUGACGCGGAGGGUGGCUUGGUGGAAUGGGAGCGGUACCGGAGGCUGGUGCGCUCCUGGCUGGAGGUGCCCGGCUACGAGGUGCACGAGGGGCUCCCGGCGGCCGAGCUCGCCAUGGACCAGGCCUACGUGUUGGCCGACCCUGAGACUGAUGUGGGGGUGUACCGCCUCUCCGAUGACUGCUUUCGGUGUCCCUACGAGCUGGUGAAAUACCUCCGCGGGGGGGCGCGGGGGUGGUGGGCGGAGGACACGGCCCGCGGCGCCACCUGGCGGCUGUACCCCGCGCGCGACCAGUACAUCUCUGCUGCUAACACCGAAAACAUGAUAUGCCAGCUGCGCCCGGAGCUGGGCGAGUUCGGCGUGUACCGUCUUAAUGUGACUGGAAGAGAUUGCCAACUCAUCACCGAACAGGAGCCCGUCGAUAUAUACAUGCCGCUAUACCUGUUGCUGUGCGUGCUGGGCGGCGUCGCGCUGCUCUACUCAAUAGGCGCGCUGCUGGCCGCCCGCCUGCGCCGCUCGGGCAAGCUGCGCUACGGAGACAAAGAGCUGCAGAUGCAGCAGCGCCUGCGCGCGCUGGAUGCCUUCCGCGGCAUCGCGAUAGUCCUGAUGAUCUUCGUGAACGACGGCGCGGGCGGCUACUGGUGGCUCGGCCACGCAACGUGGAACGGGCUGCUGGUCGGGGACCUGGUGUUCCCCGCCUUCCUCUGGAUCAUGGGCGUCUGCAUCCCGCUGUCCACGAAGGGGGCCUUCGCUAAGGGCAUCCCGCGGUGGAAGAUUUUGGUGCAUGUCGUCCGGCGUUCAUGCGUAAUGUUCCUCCUCGGCGUGGCCCUCAACUCGGCGUCGGGCGCGGCGCUGGGCUCUCUCCGAGUGAUGGGGGUGCUGCAGCGGCUCGCCGUCAGCUACCUGGUGGCCGCCGGGUUCUACGCGAUGACCGCCAAGAAGUACUUCACGCCUAGUCGCGGCGCAUGCGGACAAGCUUGCAAGGACGUGCUGUCGUGCGCCUACUCCUGGGCCCUGGCCGGGGUGCUGCUGGUGGCGCAUACUGUCAUCACCUUCGUACUGCACGAGCCCGGAUGCCCCGCCGGGUACCUGGGCCCGGGCGGCAAGCACCUCGAGUGGGCGGCGGCGAACUGCAGCGGCGGCGCGGCGGGCGCGGCCGACCGGCUGCUGCUGGGCGCCGCCCACAUGUACCAGGGCGGCGCGCGGAGUGUGUACGGCGGGCUGGUUACAGAGCCUGAGGGGCUGCUGGGCUGCCUAACCUCCAUCGUGCAGACCCUGCUCGGGGUGCAAGCGGGUGCCACAGUACUGCUCCAGCGGUCUCACACGUCCCGCGUGGCGCGCUGGCUGGCCUGGGCGCUGGUGUUCGCGCUCACCGGCGCUCUGCUGGCAGGGUUCUCGAAGGAGCACGGGAUCGUGCCGAUUAAUAAGAACUUGUGGUCAAUCUCCUUCGUGUUCGUGACCACAUCCAUCAACCUCGUCAUCCUGAGCUUGUGCUACGUGCUAACGGACGCUUGGCACGCGUGGGGCGGCGGGCCCGUGCGAGCCCCGGGCCUCAACGCACUAGCCCUCUAUGUCGGAAGUCAGCUCUGCUACCAGCUGUUCCCCUUCCACUGGCGAGUCGAGAAUAUGAACACGCAUGCGGUGGUGUUGUUAGAAGCGGCUUGGGGGACCGCGCUGUGGUUGAUCGUGGCGCAUUUGUUGGCGAGGAAGAAGGUGUUUAUUACUCUGUGAUGGGAGGUUGGAAUUGAGAGCCAUGCUUAAACUGACUAUUCCUUUAGGCUGGUCAAAGCCAAGACUAAAGGAAUAGGAAGUUUAAGCAUGUUUGAGAGACGUAUUUAGGUUAUGAUCGCUUGUUGCGCAGUCCCAAAUGAUGGUAGCAUUUUCAGAAACAACAGAGAAGCGAUCAUGGAAUAUUUAAGUUUAGUAUGUAAGUUUAAUUUUAAGGUUAGGUAAUAUUUAAGAUCGUCCGAAUCGAACAUAUUCAUGAGACUGACCAGUGUGACAGUUAUUGCCUUUUUAAUUUAAAAUUUAUAUUUCUAGUCCUUAUAUUUGAUAUUUAAAUCGAUUCUUGUUGUAACAGAUAUUUCUAAAGCUUAAUUUACAAUCAUUGUCUAAAGUAGAUUUAAUUACAUAAUAAAUUAUAUGAAAUUCAA
Plutella xylostella (diamondback moth) is the source of this 2330-nucleotide messenger RNA. It is a transcript of the gene Hgsnat, whose product is annotated as Heparan-alpha-glucosaminide N-acetyltransferase. The record is from RefSeq and is a predicted model, not a curated record. NCBI's taxonomy places the organism in Eukaryota, Metazoa, Arthropoda, Insecta, Lepidoptera, Plutellidae.